Molecule: messenger RNA, 4407 nt
Organism: Echinops telfairi (small Madagascar hedgehog)
Lineage: Eukaryota; Metazoa; Chordata; Mammalia; Afrosoricida; Tenrecidae
Gene: MOB1A
Product: MOB kinase activator 1A
Exons: 6
Coding region: 158-808 (216 amino acids)
Biological process (GO): hippo signaling; positive regulation of protein phosphorylation
Cellular component (GO): nucleus; cytoplasm
Molecular function (GO): protein kinase activator activity
Source: RefSeq, a predicted model, not a curated record
CGGCGGGCUCCGCAGUCUCCCCGGCUGGACCCCCGGGCUCGGAGCAGGGUUUCCGUUGUCUGCCGGCACCCGGCCGUUCGCUUCCUCUCGGUGCUGCCUCCGAAUCCGGUCUGCGGCGGGGGGCGGUGGCCACUCCCCGCCCCGCCGAGGAACGAAGAUGAGCUUCCUCUUCAGCAGCCGCUCUUCUAAAACAUUCAAACCAAAGAAGAACAUCCCCGAAGGGUCUCAUCAGUAUGAACUCUUAAAACACGCAGAAGCAACUCUAGGAAGUGGGAAUCUGAGACAAGCUGUGAUGUUGCCAGAGGGAGAGGACCUCAAUGAAUGGAUUGCAGUUAACACUGUGGAUUUCUUCAACCAGAUCAACAUGUUAUAUGGAACCAUCACCGAAUUCUGCACGGAAGCGAGCUGCCCAGUGAUGUCUGCAGGUCCACGAUACGAAUAUCAUUGGGCAGAUGGUACUAAUAUUAAAAAGCCAAUCAAAUGCUCUGCACCAAAAUAUAUCGACUAUUUGAUGACUUGGGUUCAGGAUCAGCUGGAUGACGAAACUCUUUUUCCUUCUAAGAUUGGUGUCCCGUUUCCCAAAAACUUCAUGUCUGUGGCUAAGACCAUUCUGAAGCGUCUUUUCAGGGUGUAUGCCCACAUCUACCAUCAGCACUUUGACUCUGUGAUGCAGCUGCAGGAGGAGGCCCACCUCAACACCUCGUUUAAGCACUUUAUUUUCUUUGUUCAGGAGUUUAAUCUGAUUGAUCGGCGUGAGUUGGCACCUCUUCAGGAAUUAAUUGAGAAGCUUGGAUCCAAAGACAGAUAGACUUCUGUCUCUGCUAGAGCACAGUUACCUUCUUGCUUCAUCUACAGCUCGAACUGUCUCGUUGCAACCUCCUAUAGGACUAGUAACACAAACUGAGAACACGGAUACAAGACACACCAUGUCUCUCUCUACUGAGAACACUGUCCCAAAGGUAGGCUGGCCUGGUAGCAUCAGAGUGAGACCUUAGGGGCCCAGCGGACUCUGCUGGUGUGUGAUCACUCCUCCUUAUUGUCACAGUGUCACCUUGGGUUGUGUUAUGUGAUGAUUAACCUGUAGUUUAUUAGUUUCCUUAAUUCUGUUUACUGAAGAAAACUAUGUAUUCUGUUUCAGGUGACAGCAUAAUGGAUAUUAAGAAUUUCUACCAAUAAUUUAUUAACAAAUUUCCAGAACAAAUUUCUUAACAAUACAAUCUGAUCCGUUUUAUUCUGUUUCUGUUUACAAAUAGAAAAGGUAUUUUUAAGUUUAACAUUUAGAAAGGAAAAAAAAAGUUUAACAUUUAGAACAUUUGUGUCACUUUGGUUUAACUUUUAAGUUUAAAUUUGUAUGCUAGUGUUUUUAUAGAUAAGACUGUAUGUUUGUGUCUAUUUUUUUAAAAUCCAUGCUUGCAAUUUAAAUCAUAUAGCAUAUGUGGUAUGCAAACAGCCAAAGUUAUUUCUAAAAUGACUAUUUUAUAUCUCUAUUAAGGAUUUUCGUAACAUAAACACAUCUUAAAUUGUUAGGAGUUCGUGUGUGUUUGAUAGUUUUGUUUAAAGUUUGUAAGGAUGAUCUUACAGAUUUAUUUUGAUAUGUUUAAUUCCAUUUAAGUUUAACGUGUAGCUUUUGACUAAAGGAAAGAAAGCUUUCCAAAAAUCAUGAAACUUAGGUUUCAAAACCACUCUGUUCAUGCUGUGUCUCAAAGGCCUUCAAAUUCCAGGCAGGCAAACAGAAGAAAGUACUUGAGUAAUUUCACGUUUCUUUCGUUCUUUUUUUCGCUCACAUCUUUGCUUUUAUCAUGACUUGACAAUUAAUGAUAGUGGAGAAAGGCCCUCCAGAGAUGGAUUGACACAGUGAAUGCAGCAGUGGGCUCAAACGAACCCUUGUGAGGACGGCCCAGGGCUGGGCACUGGUUCACACUCUUGUAUAAUGGGCUUGAAGCACCAACGACACGCACAAUUUCAUUCCAAGAAGGGCAACUUCAAAUCACAACAAAAACACGAAGAUUCACGUGUUUUAUAAUACAGUGAAAGAUUUUGUACACUGCAGUGUGUGUGUGUGUGUUAAAAUGGAAUAAAUUUUUAAAAAACCCUUCUGUUUAAAAUAAAAGUGAUUUGAGUCACUGUAGGGGUGGUAUCUUGACUUAACUGUCCUUGAAGCAAAAGAUGAGCUUAUUAGGAUAAAAAGAAAAUCCCCACUUUAAUGAAGGAGGAAAUGACUUGUUUUUGUAGCAAAAGUUGAGCUUAUAAAUGUCUAUUAGGAUAAAAAGAUUCCCACUUUAAUGAAGGAGGAAAUGCCCUUUCCUCAUUUGGUUCCCAGGAUUUCACUAGCUCCAGCUGACUGUGAACUCGGUUGAGGCACACGUCUGGUGGGGGCUCCCAAUUGGCAGAGUUGACUCGCCAGCAUUCUGCGUGUCGGAGCUGAGGGCUUGCAGGGUGCUCCCGGCCUCCUCGCAGCCCGCUAACAGAUCCGAGAGUAAAAGUUCUUCUGUUUAAUUUUUGUUUUCCCUAUCUCACUAGACUAUGGAGAAUGGAGAAACACGCCCUAUAAUAAUUCCGCAACAGUAAAUUCUUUAUACAGAAAUGCAAAGGAAAUGAAGCAUUUCAUCUAAAUGCGGUCAGAAGCACAUAAGAUUGUUUUGAGUGGAUAAUCCCUUCUAAGAAAGAAAAAGCCCCGUGACACCUUCCAGACACGUGUGAAGCUUAUACAGAGGCCCUUGUUAGCCGCUGUGCGCGCGCGUGCAUAUGUGUAGGCGGAUCACUCAGAAAAAGGAAGCAGGUGUUUAGAUGCCGCCUCAACUGGUACUGUCCACUUGACAUUCAGCUUUGUUGGCUUUUGUUUCUUUCCCUCUCUGCAAGCAAUGAGCUAUUUCAGAACUCCGGGGACUGACUUUCCUCAUCAUUUCUAACUAUUUGAGUAUUCUCACCAAAAAAGUUUUCUCCCGUGUAUCAUAAGAAAUCCUCCCUCUCUCCAUGACUGAGCUCCCAAACGAACCAAAGACGGCCACAUCCCAAGACGGCUUGCUGAUGGGACACCGAUCAAAAGUUGGUCGUUUGAGAUUUAAAAUCCCACCCACCCCUUUUAUUAAAAAAAUUAAAACAUUAUUACAGGGUUCUCAAGCCAAACAAUGCUCUGAACAUAGUUCAGAGGGUCAGGGCAGGAGGAGGAUUUGGCUGAAUAAGGAGGCUGGGCUGAGUGAUCACGUACCAGUCUCUCUUUGGUUCCCUCAUUUGAUCUCACUCCAGUGCUCAAGGUUAGUGCAAACCCAGGGCCCCUGCUUCCCUCCCCCUAGCUAACCCAGGUCCUCACCUCUGUCCAGACCGGACCACAGGCAUGCAGUGGAGAGUACUUGCUAAAUUAUAUGGUUUAUGGUGCUUUAUUUUUCAGGCCCUUUUUUUUUUAAGUAAAAACUUUAAGACAAUGAUGUGUAGACUGUUUAAACAUCAAGGCUUCCUUACCACAGUUUUUGUACUGACAGCCAAAUAUGUCCUUUAUUCUUCAGAUUGUGAAUAAAAUUAUGUCAGUGGGCUGCCCGCUAACAAAGUGUUUCAUCCAAAAUUCCGAGUGCCCGGGCUUAAAUUUGUAGCUACUCCCUGGAGAGAUGCACACACGCCUGUGCUCACCAGGAAGGUUUCUAGUAGUGCCGGGCCGAGAGGGAAGAGCCCUCUUUGUGACUUGAACUGCUGCAGACAUGGCUGGGGCCUGAUUCUCUUGGUGUGCACCCUGAGCAGUGGGGCUGUGCUAGCAACCCAGGGAGCUUCUGGAACGUAACAACGCCGUUACCUCGUCAGCAUAGCUCAGGCCGCAGAGUAUGUACAAGUCUAGCCAUCUGCUUCCAAGCAGCCCACCCUGCUUGUCACAGGCAGGGUCUCCUGUCAGUGAGAAAGCUGCUGGCUGGGACCCCAGGCCUGAGCACCUGCACCAGGGGCAUUGGUCUUCCUGGCAUUCACGCCAGCGAGCAGAUUUGAUUUUUACCUUUUUUGCUUUUGGCAAGGUGGGGAAACAGUCCUUUUCAGCCUUGUGUUUUUGCUACUUCAAAAGCCAGCCUUAGGGACAGUAUUACCGGUGGUAGCAGUAUUUUGUUGAAAUUCACGUGCAUUUGCUCUCAUCACAUUCUGCUCCGAACAAGUAUUCUGUGAAUCCAAAGAGGUUCCCAACAUGUUACCUGGAGACUAGCUGUACAGCCACCUCCUGUGUUUGGUCAACAUCAGAAAUGCUUUGUAUCAGUUAGUCUUGGCUACCAUCUGAAAUACUUGUAAGUGUUCUUUACAUAAAAAUGUACGUUGUACUUUUAAACUUUUUAGGGGCUUUGUCUAUUUUUCUAAGUUUACUGUAUGUACUUUUAAAGAAGUAUUUUGUAUCUACUUUUGUAACUGCAUUGGAAUAAAGUAUAUUGAAAAAAUUGA